UUGUUCUGAGCAAACAUAGAUCAGUGUUCAUUGUUCGUCGCUACGAUGAAGGCAGUUACUUCAACAGCGCUGUGCUCGAUCCUAGUGAUAUUAUUGAUCAAUUUUACAUCUGCAAAGGAAAAAACAGCAGAGGUUGACUUAACAUCUCCUCCCAGACAAUGCCGACUUGAGUGUGAUUCAGGGUUUCAUAUCGUGGUUAAAAAAGGUACUUUAUACCAUAAUGGCAAGAAGCUGGACGAGAAUGCACGGUAUCCGCCGAAGAUGGCGUGUGAUUUGGAACGCUCUUGCGACUUCGAACUUACACAACAAACAUAUAGCUAUAUGAAUUCGAAGCCGGAUACAGGUGCACAACUUACUAUUAAAUACGACUGUAAGAAGGAUAACUUCCAAGGAAACCCAAGAAGGAUAACAGACUUUAAGAAGACGAGCGGCUGCCCACAGGACUCUUUUGUUCAGAAACACGUUGCAUACUUUAACGAUAGAAGUAUUGCCCCUGACCGGGAUACACCAACAGCACAACGGGAAAGGGAAAUGAUUGCCAUGGGCGUCUCUGCUCAGGCCAGACGCUUCAGGCUAAGCCGUUCCCAUCUGCCGACCGAUUCAACUACUUACACAUUGUACUUGAUACUUGAUAACGGUAAAAAGGAUUUCUUGCUAAAAAAUUCAAAGUGUCAACUUAAUGAUAAGGCCAAAACAUAUAAGUAUACGUGCAAUAGGGGAGCGAAUAAAUGGACAUGCACAUUUAAAGGCAAGAAUAGUGACUUGGCCAUCCAUGACAAAGAUACUGGCCACUUAGAAUCCUAGGCUCGAAUCUAGAAACCCAAGCUGCAACGGAGCAUUUUUCUUCCAAAACCAAUUUUUAACGUAUAUAUACUUUUUCAAAUUUGUAAUAAAAAAUAUUAUUAUCACGGCAA
This is a messenger RNA of Drosophila yakuba, 914 nucleotides long. RefSeq lists its product as uncharacterized. Lineage: Eukaryota; Metazoa; Arthropoda; Insecta; Diptera; Drosophilidae. The coding region runs from base 46 to 804 and encodes 252 amino acids. The record is from RefSeq and is a predicted model, not a curated record. The transcript is spliced from 2 exons.